Molecule: messenger RNA, 939 nt
Organism: Cutaneotrichosporon oleaginosum
Lineage: Eukaryota; Fungi; Basidiomycota; Tremellomycetes; Trichosporonales; Trichosporonaceae
Molecular function (GO): carbon-sulfur lyase activity
Source: RefSeq, a predicted model, not a curated record
GUACACAAAGAUGCGGGAGUAUUUUCGUUCUCUGAAGCAUUCUGACAAUUCAUCCUGUGCUCAAUCUCCAAUGCGCUGUCGACCUGCCUCAAACUCGAUGUGACACUGCUGUUGGAGUCGAAAAGAGAGGAGCGAGGCUCAUGCGCGUGGGCUGCUUUGCAGUUCGGAGGUCCGUGGACCACGAACCACGGCAGCGGUCGGUUCCCCCCGGCGCCCAGGCAGAACGGGUGAGUGGAAGCCAAGCAUCGAUGGUGGCACGUGAGCACUACCCAUGACAACGAGCAAUGUGACUCAGCCGUCGUCACUUCGCCCGUUGCUGAGACGACAUCUGAUAUAAAUCACAAGUCUUGGCCUCUUCUUUCUCAUCCAACUCUCUCAGUCGACCCCCUGCCCCCCUUCAUCACUGCCACCAUGCCACUCUCCGGCUCGUGCCUCUGCGGCGCCGUAACGGUCACGAUCAAGGAUCCUGCGCCGGUCCUCGCCGAAGGGCUGGAAGUAUGCGGCUGCACCGACUGCCGGCAGUUCACGGGGUGUGCGCGCGGCGCCGAGUUCCUCGAUGCGCAGACGGCCAACGUCGAGUUCAAGGGCGCAGACAACCUCAAAAUGUACGAGAAGGGCACGGACGCGGGCAACAAGUACAAGCGCCACUUUUGCGGGACAUGCGGCAGCUCGGUAUACGACCAGACGAGCAUGCGGGAUGGCAAGCAGCUGGUUGUGCAUGCUGGUGGGUGCAGCGAGUCGAGGGCUGCUAGGAGGCGAGACGGAGGGCGCCAGGAGGCAGCGCAAGAGUCGCUGAUGCCAGGCGUCUUCCCGCCCGGAUCGCUACCCAAGCCCAGCGUUUACAUUUGGCGACGCAGCGCUGAGGAGUGGGACGCGCCGCUGCCUGGUGUCAUGGCGCUGGACAAGCAGGACAUGCCGGGGGAGGGGGAGUAGGAGGUG